Rotaria socialis is the source of this 294-nucleotide messenger RNA. Lineage: Eukaryota; Metazoa; Rotifera; Eurotatoria; Philodinida; Philodinidae. The record is from the annotation of a GenBank genome assembly.
AUGUAUACAUUUUCUGUCUUCAACGAUUUAAUGGGAACCUUGAUUAUUUUUUUUAUUAUUGAUUCUCUAAGACCUAAGAAGCAUCAAACUAUACACCGAAAUCGUAUUGAUGAUUAUAUCAAGUAUCUCGAUGAGCAUGAUGGUUCAAUAUAUGUACCUGUGUGUUCAAAUAUCUUUAAAAUGGAAAAUAUUCCACCCGAUUUAUUAUUUUCAAUGAUUCAUUCAUUACCAACAUGUCCAGCCGACGAACUUGCUUUAAUACUCAAUCAUACUAGAAAUUUUAUAUUUGAUUAA